This is a messenger RNA of Xiphophorus hellerii (green swordtail), 2358 nucleotides long. It is a transcript of the gene shtn2, whose product is annotated as shootin 2. Gene Ontology annotation, biological process: positive regulation of neuron migration; neuron projection morphogenesis. NCBI's taxonomy places the organism in Eukaryota, Metazoa, Chordata, Actinopteri, Cyprinodontiformes, Poeciliidae. Gene Ontology annotation, cellular component: cytoplasm; axonal growth cone; cell leading edge. The transcript is spliced from 17 exons. The coding region runs from base 124 to 2268 and encodes 714 amino acids. The record is from RefSeq and is a predicted model, not a curated record.
CAGAAAUACCAUUUGUUAGUUUCAAUAUAAACUGGCUGCUUUUCAGAGAAAUCACAGCGUAUUCGUUGUGCUGGAUUGAGCAGCUUUUUAAAGAAAAUAUAACAUCUGAAAUCUUACGGAAAGAUGUGGAUACAAGAUGAGGAGAGCACAGUUGCAGACUCUGAUGAGGACAGCUGCUUAUCUUCUGAAGAUUGGGAAGAUAUUCAGUGCGAGAUCCUGGAGAAGCAGCGAGACGAAGCCAAUCAGAGGCUGAUGGAGCUGGAGGAAGCUUCCAAUCAGCUGCUGAAGGAGAUGAAUAUGUUGGAGAUCCAGUUCCAGGUGGAACGCUCCUGCAGGGAGAGCGCGGAGGCUCUGGCUCUCAAAGUCAGCAAAGAAAACACAGCCCUGAAAAGAAAGAGCCAGAUGCUGCUGCCACUGAUCUCCAGCCUCCCAGAAGACCUGGCGACUGUGACCCUUGACCCAGAGGCUGACCUGGCGGUUGAUGUCGAUGCGGUUGAUUGCGAUGUGGUUGAUGGCCUUGUGGUUAAUUUUAGGGAAAGUAACAGUGAAGAGAACUUGCUGCUUGAAAGUCAAGCCAAGAUCACAGCGAUGCAGGCGUCAUUGGACGGGCUGCUGGCUGAGAAGCUACAGCUGGAGCAUCAGGUGGAGGAACUGACCAGAGAGCAGGACCAGCUCAGAGAGCAGCUUGUUGCAGAGGCGGAGGAGAAGGAAGCCAUUCUGAGGAAAAUGAGCAAGCAGACCAAGACCAUGACCAAAAUCAAAAGAGUCUCCCAGCUUGUCACCGAGGAGUUCACAGAAAUGUCUCAGCAGCUGGAGCUGGAGCAGGGCCUGCGGCAACACGCCGAAGUCUUCGCCCAUCAGAUGUUGGCGGAGCAGAAGGCGGCUGAGAGACCGAGCACGAUGGAGGCGUGCGCCUCCGAGGCCGACGUGCGGCUUCGGCUGCAGCGGGCGCUGACGCAAAUAUGUGGCAUCAACACGGCCCUGUGCAACAUUCAGCGCUACUACCAGGACCAGAUCAAACCGAGUACAGGUGCUGAGGAGGAGCUGCGGGACCUGAGAGAACAGCUGAGGAAGAGUGAAGAGGAGAGGAAGAUGUUGGAGGGUCAAUUGUCUCAGGUCAACGCACCAGUCACAGAGCUGAGGGAACAGCUGAGGAAGAGUGAAGAGGGGAGGAAGACGUUGGAGGGUCAAUUGUCUCAGGUCAACGCACCAGUCACAGAGCUGAGGGAACAGCUGAGGAAGAGUGAAGACGGGAGGAAGAUGUUGGAGGGUCAACUGUCUCAGGUCAACGCACCAGUCACAGAGCUGAGGGAACAGCUGAGGAAGAGUGAAGAGGAGAGGAAGAUCUUGGAGGGUCAACUGUCUCAGGUCAACGCACCAGUCACAGAGCUGAGGGAACAGCUGAGGAAGAGUGAAGAGGGGAGGAAGACGUUGGAGGGUCAACUGUCUCAGGUCAACGCACCAGUCACAGAGCUGAGGGAACAGCUGAGGAAGACUGAAGAGGAGAGGAAGAUGUUGGAGGGUCAACUGUCUCAGGUCGAAGCCUCAGUGACAGAGCUGAGGGAGGAAGUGAAACAUUUACAGGAAAGGAUGAACACAGAGGAGAAAAAUGAAGAUCUGGAGGAAGUAACUGCUCCUCCUCUUCCUCCUCCUCCUCCUCCACCUCCACCUCCUCUUCCUUCACCCACUCCUGUUAUCAACUUGCAGGAUUUCCUCAGGAGCAGGAAGCAUCGAGUCAACGGAGGCGAUAACAACAAGCCAGCGCCAUUGAAGGACAUUAAGGCAAAGGCAGUGGAUGAAAUGAUGGAGAGAAUAAAGAGAGGCAUUGUACUGAGGCCCAUACAAAACAUCCAGGAAGAAGACAGCUCAUGGAGGGACCAGAGGAGUGACAACAGGAAGUCAGCCGUCCUGGAAUUAAAGGGAAUGCUGGACAACAUUAAACGGCAGCACCUCCGCAGGGUGCCCUCCAGGAGGGGGAUCGGCAGGAACGUCGGGGAGGCAGAGCUGCAGCUGGUCCUCCAGAGGAGAAGAAGAGCGAUGGGAGAAAAUCAGGACCGACAGUCCUCAGCUCCAACCUGUGAUCUCCAACCGGGGCAGCAGCGUGUCCCAGCAGCAGGUGACUGUCCCUGGGCCGGUGAGAGCGGCAGUGCACCUGUGCUCCGGAGGCUGAAGCAAAACAGGGAGAAGAGAGAUUCCCGCAUCAGAGCGUCAGCGCUCAUCCUCAGCCACGGAGGCGUACAGCAGCCUCUCCAGCAAAAUGUGUCAUGAUAAGGCCUUACGUAAAGACGCACUCCAGUAGCUAUAGCGAUUACUGCCUGAUUUUUGGUUAAUGUUCAAAUAAAACACAUAUUAAAUGAA